Manihot esculenta (cassava) is the source of this 2216-nucleotide messenger RNA. Its product is annotated as tRNA nucleotidyltransferase cca2. Gene Ontology annotation, biological process: tRNA 3'-terminal CCA addition. The record is from RefSeq and is a predicted model, not a curated record. Gene Ontology annotation, molecular function: ATP:3'-cytidine-cytidine-tRNA adenylyltransferase activity; RNA binding. The transcript is spliced from 15 exons. The coding region runs from base 49 to 1806 and encodes 585 amino acids. Lineage: Eukaryota; Viridiplantae; Streptophyta; Magnoliopsida; Malpighiales; Euphorbiaceae.
AAGUUCAGGAUUCAGCUUCCUUAACUCUCCUAUGUGGACUAGAAGACCAUGAGACCAUAUUUGAACGCGGCUAUAAAGCUCGAACCUUUUCGUCUUCUUCUUUCUCCAAUUUUUCUCAGUAGCAGCAGCACUGGCAGUCCAACCUUCCCGUUACGAAACUUUCAGUUCCCAACCGAAACCAGAGCCCCACGCCACGUUAUUCUUCGUCGCUGUUGUUGCAGAGCGAUGGGGACAUCGUCACCGGAAGCAGCUGUUCGUGUUCAAGUUAGGGACAAGAUUGAAUUAACGGAGAUUGAGAAAAAGAUAUUCGAUCGACUUCUCAACACUCUCCGCCAAUUCAAUCUCCAAACCGAGCUGCGUGUUGCAGGUGGUUGGGUUCGUGAUAAGCUUCUAGGCAAGGAAUGUUAUGACAUUGAUAUUGCUAUUGAUAAUAUGUUGGGCAGUGAGUUUGUUGAUAAGGUCAGGGAAUACUUGUUAUCUACUGGGGAAGAGGUACAGGGGCUUGGUAUUAUUCCACGGAAUCCUGAACAGUCCAAACACUUAGAAACUGCACGGAUGCGCCUUUUUGAUUUAUGGAUUGAUUUUGUGAACUUAAGGAGUGAAGACUAUAGUGAGGGCAGUCGCAUUCCUACAAUGAAAUUUGGCACAGCAAAAGAGGAUGCUUUGAGAAGGGAUUUAACUAUUAACAGCUUGUUCUAUAAUAUUAACACCUGUUUGGUAGAAGACCUUACUGGAAGAGGUAUUGAAGAUCUGAAAACUGGAAAAAUAGUAACUCCUUUACCUGCAAAGGCUACUUUUUUGGAUGAUCCACUUCGAGUUCUUCGAGCUAUUCGGUUUGGUGCAAGGUUCGAAUUCAUACUAGACGAAGAACUCAAAGCAGCUGCUGCUUGUGAUGAUGUGAAAAGUGCCCUUGCAGCAAAAAUUAGCAAAGAGCGCAUUGGAACUGAAAUUGAUCUCAUGAUCUCUGGCAAACAUCCUGUUAAAGCUGUUACAUACAUUGCGGAUUUGACAUUAUUUUGGGUUGUCUUUGGUCUUCCUCCAAAGGUUGAGCCAGCAAUGUCAGAAGGAUGCCACAAGCUCUGUAUUGCUUACUUGGAUGCUGCAUGGAAUCUUAUUCAAUUAAUUGGGCAUUCUUUCUUCACUGUUGAACAAAGGAGACUCUCUUUAUAUGCAGCUUUAUUCCUUCCAUUCAGAAAUACUACAUACAAGGAUGAGAAGGGUAAAAAGAUUCCUGUUGUUAACUUUAUCUUCAAAGAUUCUCUCAAGCAAAAGUCCAGCGAUUCUGAAACAGUUAUGAAGAUACACAGGUCAUUAGAGAAAUUCUUAAACUUAGUUGAUUUGCUUUCCUCUAAUGAGGACACCCGGCCAGCUGAAGUUGACUGGGGACUAGAACUUAUUGAUGUACCUUUCUCAUCAAAACUCCGAGUAUUGGCAGGAUUUCUACUACGAGACAUCAAAGAUUUUUGGCGAGUUGCUUUGUUGAUAUCUACAUUGAUAUAUCCUAUCAACGUUGACUCUAGUAAAGAUUUUUUAGAAAAGCAAUAUCAACUUGACAAGAGAAUAGAACUAUUUAAGACAGUUGAGGAUGCCAUCACUAAAUUAGGUCUUGAAAAAAUAUGGGAUGCAAAGCCAUUGGUUGGAGGGAAAGAGAUUAUGAGUGUUUUGCAGCUUAAAUCCGGAGGACCACUUGUUAGGGAGUGGCAACAAAAAUUGCUGGCAUGGCAGCUUGCCCAUCCCACAGGAACUGCAGAAGAAUGUCUUGAUUGGAUGAAGGAAACACAUGCCAAGCGUGUGAGAACGGUGUAAUCAUUCUACUGAAACACAUCUCACUAUCUAAAAAGAAGAUCUCACCUGGGCUGUCUGGCAAUUGCUUUUGCUUUGAAUUUUGCACUUGCCUGAUCCCAUGAACAUACAUGUAGCUUUGGACCGUAGCAGUCGACGGGAGCUUCGUAUAUAGGCAGCUGGAGCAUUCAUCCAAGUGUGAAGAGAUUUGACCAACGUUUCCAAUAACAGUUUUAGAUCUUUGGAGAUUACUUUGUAGUUGCAUUUUUAAUCCUAAUCUUAUGAAGCAGUUGUAGCCCUGUUUAUAAACUAUAAUUUUAUAGGAAUUGAAUUCUAUUGAUAUUUAUUUUUUCAGUUUUUAUGUUUGGAAUUUUAAACUUGAUGUAGCAGAAGGUGUUUUAUCGGCGAAACUUGAAAAGCUCUUGAUGUUGUUA